This is a messenger RNA of Staurois parvus, 336 nucleotides long. The record is from the annotation of a GenBank genome assembly. Lineage: Eukaryota; Metazoa; Chordata; Amphibia; Anura; Ranidae.
GCAGAGAGGGGUGGAGGACUCUGAAUGGAGGCUUGUGGAAGGAUUGGCAGAGAUGGGUGGAGGAUGCUGAAUGGAGGCCAGUGGAGGGAUUGGCAGAGAGGGGUGGAGGACCCUGAAUGGAGGCUUGUGGAAGGAUUGGCAGAGAUGGGUGGAGGAUGCUGAAUGGAGGCCAGUGGAAGGAUUGGCAGAGAUGGGUGGAGGAUGCUGAAUGGAGGCCAGUGGAGGGAUUGGCAGGGAAGGGUGGAGGACGCUGAAUGGAGGCCAGUGGAGGGAUUGGCAGGGAAGGGUGGAGGACAUGGAUCGGUUGCAUGAGAAAGGAGUUGCAAUAGUCAAGGA